Molecule: messenger RNA, 947 nt
Organism: Microplitis demolitor
Lineage: Eukaryota; Metazoa; Arthropoda; Insecta; Hymenoptera; Braconidae
Gene: Prosalpha4
Product: proteasome subunit alpha type-7
Exons: 4
Coding region: 110-859 (249 amino acids)
Biological process (GO): ubiquitin-dependent protein catabolic process
Cellular component (GO): proteasome core complex, alpha-subunit complex; nucleus; proteasome core complex
Source: RefSeq, a predicted model, not a curated record
UUGAACUCAGCCAAACACAAUCUUUGCCGGAAUAUUAAAAAAAACGGUCGAGUCAUUUUGGUAAAAUAAUAAUUAUUUUGAUAAAAAGUUUAUAACUUAGACAAAGAAAAUGUCAGCUAGGUACGAUAGAGCAAUAACAGUAUUUUCACCAGACGGGCAUUUGUUGCAAGUCGAAUAUGCCCAGGAAGCUGUACGAAAAGGAUCCACUGCCGUCGGAGUGCGGGGUAAUGAUGUAGUUGUACUGGGAGUUGAAAAAAAGUCAGUUGCUAAGUUACAAGAAGAACGUACUGUUAGGAAAAUUUGUCUUCUUGAUGAUCAUGUUGUCAUGGCUUUUGCUGGACUUACUGCUGAUGCCAGAGUGCUGAUAAAUCGUGCGCAAAUUGAAUGUCAAAGUCACAAGUUAACUGUUGAAGAUGCUGUUACAAUAGAAUAUAUAACUCGUCAUAUUGCUGGUCUUAAACAAAAGUACACUCAGAGUAAUGGACGUCGACCAUUUGGUAUAUCAUGUUUACUAGCUGGUUUUGAUUACGACGGAAGUCCGCAUCUGUUUCAAACAGAACCUUCUGGAAUUUAUCAUGAGUGGAAGGCCAAUGCAACUGGACGCGCUGCUAAGACUGUAAAAGAAUUUCUAGAAAAAUAUUAUACACCAGAGGAAGUAGCCACUGAACGGGGCUCAAUAAAACUCGCCAUUAGAGCACUGCUUGAAGUCGUAACGUCAGGGCAGAAAAAUUUGGAGAUCGCUAUCAUGCGUCGCAACGAGCCAAUGCAGAUGCUCGACUCGAACACGAUAGGCGAGUAUGUUACUGAAAUAGAAAAGGAAAAGGAAGUUGAAGCCGAGAAGAAGAAACAAAAAAAGUGAUCGAGUGACGUUGUUUUAUGAUUAUUUUAUAUAUUUCUCAUUCAUAAAUAAUAAUAAUGUAAUAUUCGGCAUUGCUGGGUAAAUUUAA